Messenger RNA from Prorocentrum cordatum, 2607 nucleotides. Lineage: Eukaryota; Dinophyceae; Prorocentrales; Prorocentraceae. The record is from the annotation of a GenBank genome assembly.
AUGUGGUCGAAGCUGGCCCCUGGCGAAGCGGCAAUCGGCGCGAACCGUCUCCAAGCGGACCCCAGCGAAGUGGUGCACCGCCACGAGGGUGCUCCAGCGGCGGCGCCGGCAUCCGCGGCGUGCCAGAUGCAGCAGGAGCAGCUCUCGAAGUGCAUGCAGUCUGCCACCGACGCGUCGUCGCAGUGCCAGUUCUACCUGGACUCGCUCAAGGCCCCCCCCCCCGGGGACGUCAAGGUCGGCGCCCGCGACCUGGUCAAGGAGCUCCUGAAUCAGCUGCUCCAUGACGAGGAGAUGGCGAAGACAGUGGGCGCGUGGACGUACAGGCUGCUCGUGUCGUUGCAGGUGGACAUAGGCGCCCUGUUCGUCCGCAUCCUGCAGCAGGAGCAGGUGCUGGAGGCUGUCAACCGGCUGGCCGACCAGCUGGUCGAGUACUUGUGCGCGAGCCAGAGGAUUCAGGAGCGGGUCGGGGGCCUCCUGGUCGACGCUAUCUGCUUGCAGUCCUCCCGCGAAGCGGCGGCGCUGUGGGCGUGCGACCUGGUCGACCGCGAGGAUGUGACCGCUGGUUUCCGCGACCUCGUCGUCACCACUCUGCAAAUGGAUGAGGUGACGGUUGGCGCGCAGGCGUUGACCAAGCAGGUCGUGGACCGCGUGCUGAACGAUCCGGCGGUCAUCGGCGAGGCGAGGCGCGCGCUCAACGAGACGCUCCGCGACGGCGAGGUCCGGGCCACCGCCAAGGGGAGCCGGUGGAGGGACUGCGACCUCCGCCGUCCGCAGGCGGGCGUGUGCAGAGAGUUAACUGAGACCAUCUCAGACCAGCGCGAGAGCGCUGAGAUAGACGCGCUCGCGCGGGCGAUGCCCUCGCCAAUGCCGGCGGGCGGGCGGCCCUCGCCGGCGCGGUUCCACGAACUCCUGGAGCAGUUGCGGGCAACCCACUCGUGCGAGGUGGCCUACCUCGAGAGGACGAUUUCGAGGCUGAGGCUCCAGCGAGGCGAUGCAGCAGCCCUGGAGGACGAUAUCUGCGGCCAGAGAGACGGGUUUGGCAACAUUCAACGCGAGGAUUCUAGCGUUUGCGAGGUCACCGCGCCCGAAGAGCCCAGAGAGCUUGACGUUCGCCAAGAGGCGGCUGAUGACGACAUCGAUCUGGACGAGGCGCCGGCCAGGAACGUAUGCUCUGUGCAUGCGUCGUCGUCCGCACCACCUGCUUGGGGAGGCGCGAAGUCGCUGAUGAUCAGCAAGGAGGAGAAGGCUGAGGAGGAGCAGGAGGAGAAUGACAAACAAGAAGACGAAAAUGCAGCCUCUUCCCGGCCAUCAGAGUGCAUUCCGAAAUUCGCGGACGCGCAUGAGUUCGACGCGGAUGAGUUCGGGUCGCCAUCAGAGGACCAGCAGGGAAGGGAGCUCGGCCGCGGCCAGUACGUGUGGCAGUGGCAGCGCGCCAAGGGCAACUUCUGCAGCUACGCUCCCGCAGUCAACGCGCGCAUCGAGGAUGCAUACCGCCGUGGCUACUCCAAGGUGCGCGUCAAAAGCGGCAAGGGGGGCCAGGUGCCGAUGGAAAUCUUCUUUGUCGACACGGCGCAACUGGACCCCAAGUCUCGCAAUCUCCGCAAGCUGCGCCGGCUAGGUCGGAAGAGCUGGCAGGUCGAGCUAACGCGCCAUGCAAAGGCCGUCGCGAGAUCGGUUUUAUGGGGCGAGCCGCGCGGGGAAUCUGUGAAGAUGUACGGAAUGCGCCAAAGUUCGCUUUUGCGACGUACAGGCAUCAACGUCCACUCUCGUACGAGCGAACGUUCCGGAUCGUUCUUCGAAAAGGCGGACAACGUUUGUAGCCGGAUCGUCAGGAGCACAGUUUAUGCCACGGUUUCGCUGUUCGUCAUGUUGUUGAACGUCGUUUGGAUUGGGAUCAGCGCGGAUUUGUUCGAUCGCGAUGGCAAGCAUUUGUUUCACCCGGAUCGGCACUGGUUGUCCCCUACUGUAGAAUGUAUUUUCAUGGUGUAUUUUCUGGCAGAGCUCAUUGUCGAAAUCACCAGCAUGAAAUACAAGUGGAAAUGGUAUCGUAAUCCGGAUUUGCGCGUUGAUGCAGUGUGUACUAUUACGAUAAUGCUAGAGGUGUUGGUGGUCCCCUGGACGGGAAUCCCAACGCCUGCCUUGCAGAGUUUGCGAUUAAUAAAGUUGGCUAGGUUGGUCAAGCUUACACGCAAAUCUAAAGACGCCGCGAUCGUUUUGAGGGGACUGUUCAGCGGAAUGCGCUCGGCAGCUGUAAUUUGGUUGCUCAUCGCCGUCCUUCUGUACACCUAUAGCGUGCUGCUCACCACGGCAACCACUGACCCUGUUCUGAGGGACAAGUACUUCGGGUCCGUGGGUCAAACAGUCGCGACACUUAUCACCCACGGUAUCGCCCAUGAUGGCGUUGCCGAUUUCAUAUAUGAUUUGCGCAUGAACCACGGGUUCAUCCAGGCAUUGGUCGUCGCCACGUUCGUGUUCGUGGCCUACUUCGGGCUCUUGAACAUCAAGCUGCCUGCGGCAAACCCCGCCAGUGUGCCAGCGCAGCGGGAAGGAGGUUUAGGUUACGACUCCAUCCUGUUCAGUGCUCUGUUUGAAGUGAUGCGGCUCUAG